AGUGACUACGCUUGCUGACUUUCUGCAGUUUUUUUUGAUGGAGACCCUGCACGGAGUCAGCAAGUACUCAGCUGUUCGGGGCAGUAUCGUGGCGCAAAUGCAACGCUGAAUUCACCAUGGGUCUCCCGAAUCCUUUCCUUUUGCCAGCAUCAUCUGGUUACUAUCAUUUCUUUGGGCUUUUUCUGCUCAACGUGUGGAUAUCUCUUGCCCAGUUUGCCCCAGAAUGCUACCCCGGAGGAUAUCACAUUCUUCAGAACUCUCAGCGCAGCAUUCACUUUGAUUCAAUUGAGCUACAGCAGUUUGCAAUCCAGGACCUGAUAUGUGAUCAUUCCCUGACACCGGGAUGGUACCGCUUCAUGAUUGGAGAUCAGCCAGCAGAAAUGCCAACCAAAUGUAUUGAAAUGAAUAAAUGUGGCACACAAGCUCCAGUUUGGCUUUCUCUUGAAGACUCCAACUCGUUGCCUCGCCCUGGUGAAGUAAAGAAACUUACAGCCUGUGCUACGUGGCAGUUCUUCAUGGGCAGCAUCAAAGACUGCUGUUUAUUUCGGAUCCCUGUAUCUCUCAGGAACUGUGGGUCAUUCUUUGUUUAUUACCUUCAGCCUACUCAGGGAUGCAUGGGCUACUGUGCUACUGAAGCAGUUGCAGAAACAAAGUCACUGUCCUGCGUUCCAUGGGGAGUAACAAUAGAUGGAACCUGUCAAGCUAAGCUUCCCAAUCUACCUGACAGACCAGUGAUAACUCCAGAGUUAGUGGGUACCAGCAUCCACCUGAAGUGCAGCUAUAUGAAAUCUGCUUUAAACAGUACUGUAGCGUAUGUGGUGAUGUGGUCACGGGUUUCUCCACUUAACAGGAAGGAAGAGAUAAAGAGAGACACAACCCGUCAACUGUUCUCGUUUGUGGAGAUGGAUGGGAUGACUUUAAAACUGGGCGAUACGGUUUACUGUAGUGUAUCCGCCUUCUUGAGGGGUUCUCCAGACAUACGUACUUUUCCCAGGGAUAGUAAACCAUUCUUUGCUGGGAUUAAGUUUGACCCAGUGUCUUUGCAAAUCACAGAAGAUGGUAAAGCACAUACGUUGUUGAUCCAAAGUACCAUUCCUAUCGCUUGCCUGGAAGAAGGCCAGGAUGUGAACAGUUGUAAAAUAGCACUUCAGCUCACUAUCAAUGAUUCAGAUAGUGUGAGUUCCACAACACUGAACAUAGCACUAUCCUCAUGCCAGGUGGAUUUGGUACAGAUGCCUGCUUGUACGGGUGGCAGCUGUGCAAGAAGCUCACUCUCUGUGAUGGCUGUAACUGAUUUUGCACGCGAUGGAAAUCGUGUCAGCAGUAUUAGAAUUGAGCCAAUUCAAUCAAAGCAUCUCCUUUGGCGGGGUUACUCCCCUAAGGAAAUGAAGGUGAUCGUUCAAGACCUCCCAACAGGAAAUUGUUAUUCUUUCACUGAUCCCCAUAUUAUCACUUUUGAUGGCAGACGCUAUGACAACCAUAAAACUGGGACUUUUAUUUUGUACAAGAGCCUUUUGCGAGAAUUUGAAGUUCAUGUGCGUCAGUGGGAUUGUGGCAGCCGCCACUAUGCUGUAUCAUGUAACUGUGGAGUGGUUGCCAGGGAGGGUGAUGACAUCAUUGCAUUUGACAUGUGCAACGGACACUUUCAAGAAACCAGGCCUCAUUUGUCAGUGAAAAGCAGUGGACCAGAACCACAUCGUAUCAAAAUAAUGGACGCGCACCAAGGAAAGAAGAUCACUAUCAUGUUCCCGUCAGGAGCAUUUGUUCGUUCAGAUGUGAGUGACUGGGGAAUGAGCAUAACAGUACGAGCUCCCAGCAUUGAUUUCAACAAUACAAGAGGUCUCUGUGGAAUCUUUGACCGAAACAGCAAUAAUGACUUCCAUGGUGCCGAUGGGAUUCCACUGGCAGCUGCACAUUGGAAUAAUGCCCCUGACGAUUUCAUCGAGGAAUGGAGAGUACAUCCAGGAGAAAGUUUGUUUGACAAGACACCACCAUCCUCUGAGAGACAAAAACGAAGAAAUUAUUGUGGUUGUCGAAAGGAAUAUGCUAUGUCUCUCCAUUCGUUCAAUAAGCUGACCACUGAAUUUGGUCAUUCUCAUCUAUCGUCUAGUUGCCAGGCAUAUGAUAAUGUGGAUUUGACUUCAGUGAUUCCUUUUUUGGAUGUUACUGCAGAAUACAUAAACAAUCCAGAACUGUCCAUGUUCAAAAAGCGUGAUGUAACUGAGUCUUCUAAAAAUUCAGAAGGACAUACAGAUUUGCAAAAAUACUUUCAAGCACCUGGUUCCAAAAGCCAGCUGUUUAUUUCUACCGGUCAGUCGGUGGGAACUUCCCGAUGGCCAGACAUAACUGAUCUUGUUGAACCAAAGAUUACAUUACGUAGAGUAAAAAGGCAAGAUUAUUAUGAAUAUCUACCAAUAUUCACAUUCCAGAGCCUAAGUCAAACUGAUCUAGAAAGCUUAACUUACUUUUUCCCAGAAGACCAUCUGUCUGGAAACCGGCCUAGUGUGCAGCCAACAUGGCCAACUCCAAGUGGACUGACAUCAGCUAAAGCCAUUGAGAUUUGUCAGCAAGCCCUUAGAAAUUCCACAAUUGGUGUGGUAUGUCAAGACUUCCUAGGAAGAAAGCUUAUUGAAGCUGUGGACCUCUGCAUUUUAGACUUGCAACUUAAAGAUGAUCUUGCUUGGGAGGAAGGGUUGCUGGCAUUUCUUGACAAUGAGUGUGAAGGAAAGCUCUUGGAAAAUAGACAUAAAUGGGGCCAUGGAACAGAUGUUGAAGAAAUAGUUACAGCUCUCCGAUGUCCAAAUCGAUGCAGUGGGAAUGGGCAAUGUACAGCAUGGGGCUGCCAGUGCUUUGCUGAGUACAGCUCCCAUGACUGCAGUGUUGCUAAUGAUCAGAUUCCUGAGAUUACCGAUCUGGAGAAUGGUGGCCUGUGUGAUAUUCGAAUCUAUGAGUGCAGCAGCAUCCGAGUAUUUGGUCUGGGCUUCAGGGACUCACCCAGUCUCCAGUGUGAAGCUACUACUCUAAAGUACGUGAAUGAAGAAUGGAUUCUGGGAGCUACGCUAAUAACAAAGGCAACAUUCCUGAGUACCAAAGCUGUUGAUUGCCAAAUUCCAGCACUGACAAGUUUGGCCACUGAGACCGUGGAUUUCAUGUUUUCAGAUAAACCUUUUGCCAGGUGGCAAAUAAAGAUUACAAAUGAUGGAACCUUGUUUAGUAAUACAAAAGUCCUAACGCUCUAUGAUGGGGUUUGCCAAAUCUGUGACAACAUGCCUCACGGAAUUUGUAAGUUGAAGGAAAAGACCUGUAAUAUAGACGGCCUAUGCUAUGGUGAAGGAGACACAAACCCAACAAGCCUUUGUUUACAUUGCAGGCCUGACAUAUCCAAAUUCACCUGGUCUAUAAAUGAAAACAAUCAGCCACCAAUUUACCAGUCGUCCACAGCUAAGCUGCAGACUUUCUUUGGUGAAAAUUUUGUCUACCAGUUCAUGGCUGUGGACCCUGAAGGAUCAGCAGUCCUAUUCUUGCUGGAAUCUGGACCACAGAAUGGCAGCCUAUCACCUGCAGGUCUUCUGAUCUGGAAAGUGAAUUCUCAAGAGUCUGGCAACUUCAGCUUUACUGUAGCUGAUGAAUGCAAUGCACAAAGCACAUAUUCUGUUCAGGUUUUAGUGAAGCCAUGUGGCUGCACUAAUUUUGGAACAUGUGUUACAAAUAUCAAUUUCCCCCCAGGAAGUGGUGAAUACCUCUGUGUGUGUCCUGUUGGUUUUAAAGGAGAGCUUUGCCAAGAAAAUAUAGAUGAAUGUAAAGCAAAUCCAUGUGGUGUUGGCACCUGUGUGGAUGGCGUCAACAACUACACAUGCAACUGUCCAGCUGGUCUCACAGGAUUUGCAUGUCAAGAAGAUGUUAACGAAUGCAAAAAAGCUGCAUGUUUUCCUGGAGUCCUUUGUUUCAAUAAUUUUGGAUCUUACAAAUGUGGAAGUUGCCCACGGAAAAUGCAAGGUGAUGGCCGAUCUUGCAAACCCCUAACCUCUGUCCCACAGAACACAAUUACUUGUGCAAAUAAACCCUGCUUCCCAGGAGUACAGUGCUUUGAUCGGAAACCACCUUCUGUUGGUUUUGCUUGUGGACGCUGCCCUGUAGGAUUCUUUGGCACUGGGCGAACGUGUAUGAAGAUCCCGCGGCAUGUUUCCCCAGAUGUUGCGUCAAGAUUUCAUCAACAUUGGUUUCCCACUCUGAGAAUGAACAAUGGGCCAAUUAAACUGCCACCAGUGAGCCAACAAACCACUCCUGGCUUGACUCCUUUGGCUGGCGGAGUGACAAUGGAGAAAGCAGUUACUAAAGCUAAACCACCUCCAACUCUCAAGACAGAUAAGCCAUACACGACUUUAAGCUUAUCAUCUUCCGUUGGCACUAUGAUGACAGAUCCUGCAAUCCUCAACUCUGGAACCGUAUCCCAGAUUGCUGUUCAACCCAAGUUUCUAAAAAAAACAACCACGUUUUGGAGACCUGCAGCCUCUGCACUGCGAGCUGUGACGGCAUCGCAAGCCAUUUCCAUCACCCGCAUCAGUAAUGAGUUAGUUCCUACUGAGAAAAAGAUGACCUGUGCUGACAUGCCUUGCUUCAAUGGAGUUCCCUGUGAGCCCACACAAUUUGGGAGCUUUAAAUGUGGACGAUGCCCUUUUGGAUACACUGGUGAUGGUGUAACAUGCAAAGCUAUAUGCAGGUACCCUUGUGGAAAGAAUAUGGAAUGUGCAGCUCCCAACACAUGUCGUUGCAAGCCUGGUUACACAGGGUAUAACUGUCACAUAGCAAUCUGUCGGCCUGAUUGCAAAAACAGAGGGAAAUGCAUCAAACCAGAUGUGUGUGAGUGUCCCCAAGGAUACAAUGGCCCGACCUGUGAAGAUGCUCUCUGUAUUCCACCUUGUGAACAUGGUGGAUCUUGUAUAACCAGAAAUACCUGCUCUUGCCAUUAUGGAUUUGUGGGCCCAAGAUGUGAAACAAUGGUUUGCAAUAGACACUGUCAGAAUGGCGGGAAGUGUAUUUCCCCUGAUGUGUGUAAAUGUAAGGAUGGUUGGUCGGGACCCUCCUGUGAAACAGCUGUUUGCACCCCUAUAUGUCUUAAUGGCGGAAUUUGUGUUCGACACAAUAUAUGUAUCUGUCCUCGUGGUUUCUAUGGACUUCACUGUCAGAGUGCUGUUUGCAGUCCCCCCUGCAAGAAUGGUGGUCAUUGCAUGAGAAACAACGUGUGCUCCUGUCCUGAUGGUUAUACAGGAAGAAGAUGCCAGAAGAGUGUCUGUGAACCAAUGUGCAUGAACGGAGGGAAAUGUGUGAGCCCAGAUAUCUGUGAUUGUCCAUCAGGCUGGAAAGGAAAGCGAUGCAAUCAACCAAUCUGUCUGCAAAAGUGCCAGAAUGGUGGAGAAUGUUUGGGAGCGAAUACCUGUCACUGUCAGCCUGGCUGGGAAGGUGUGCUGUGUCAAAUCCCUAUCUGCGAUCAGAAAUGUUUGUUUGGAAGUAAGUGCAUCAGACCAAAUGUGUGUGCCUGCAGGAGAGGAUACGUGGGUUUAGCCUGCGCCAGAAAGCUUCCAAUUGGACAAGGAUAAUGAGCCUGAAGUGUCAAAACUGCUUAUUCUGACCUGCGAUAGGUUAUAGUGGUGGAUCGCACAGUGAAAUUGGGUGAAGAAAAUAUCAGUGUGUUUGUACAAUUUCAUAUCAGUAUAUCUCAGAGAAAUGUCCUGCAAAACCAAAUUAUCAGCAUAUUAUUGAAAACAAUAAUUGCAGGACGUAAAUGUUGUUGUAAGUUAUUGUAUAAAUUAUAUAUAUAUAAAAUAUAUCAAUUAAAUCACCAAGUCAUGUUACAAGGUUGUAGAUUGUACUGUUCGUUCCACAUUUCUGUUGCUACUAUUCUCUUGUAGUCUGACUACCUCGUAAGUAUAUUUUUUUUGUUUUCUAAUGGGACCUAGGUUUUUGACUGAGACAGCUACACUCCACAGUGUACUAGUUGUAUCUCUGAAUGCCUGACCAUUGAUUUACAAUAUACUUGUGUAUCACACCAUUAUAUUCAUUGAUUUAAUUGCAGUGGUGCCAAUACUUUGCAACUCCAUACUGAUUUUUAUUCCAAUAAAAUGCAGCUCCCAUUGUAGUGGAUGUACCUGUUUUGUUAUUCUCUCUGUGUGAUUUGCACCCUUAAGACUUAAUGGACUGUUAGUCAAUAACAUGAAGCUGUUCAUAAUUUGGUACGAAUUUACAAUCGUAGCUAAAAAGAACAAAAGUGACUAAAAGGAGAAGUGGAAAUGUCAGCCUGCUGCAUUGAGAAACGGAAGUAAGGCACAAUUUGUUUGAACAAAGUUACAGGCUCCACUCCUGUAUCUGACCCAUGCCACACUUGGACCAGAGUUGCUCGAAGCUGACACCAGUUUCCAACAUUAGAAAAUGUUCUGUUCCCCCAUACUGACAUUCCUCAGUUGGAUGUCGACAAAAUAUACUUUGGAAAGUUAUGUCUUCAUCAGCAGAGGCUACACUUCACAUUUUGAAGAAUGCAAAUUAUGUUUGGCAAGGGUGGAUAAAUAAAUUCUUAUUGGAGCUUUGAAAUAUUUGAGUUGUCAGUAUUUCUGUCAAUUUAUGUUAUCCAUUUGAGCAAUGUAAAUACAAUAGUGUAUUUGAUCAAACAUUGUUUUAUGAAUUGUAUUUACAGAUUAGUUUAAAUCAUGCAAAGCCAGAUUCUCAAUGACCAUCAUCCUUUUCAAAAGGUCAAAACCGUUUCUAGCUAUAAAAUUAAUCCAUAUCCAAUAUAAAAUGAACAAGAAGAGUGUGAUCAAUUGUUAUGUCUUUCAAAGAGCAGACACAGGCGGCUUGGUCCUAUUGUCUACUGAACUUCCUUACUCCAAAUGAAUGUUUGAAGAAAGUAUGAAGUUUUGCCAAUAUAUAGGGUGCAAUGAUAGGGAAACAUUUACUAAUUCAAUUGGAGACAAUGUUUCAUUUCAUCAAAAAACACUGGGCUGAUAAUUCUCAGUACUCCUUUGGCACUGCCAAUAGUGUUGUCUCUUAGAUUUCACCAUGACACUUUGAUGCAGCCUGCCAACCUAAGAAUUUAAUUUAUCAGAAUCUGGUACCACAGUAUUGCAUUCAUGACAUUCUCAUGUAGAAAUGAAAAUCUAAAUUUAUCCUUCAAAUGUCUUUUUAUGGCUGGAAAAGGCAAUAUUUGUUAUUUAACACAAAGGUAAAUGUCAGGUGUUUACAACGCUUGUCACUGGCAACAGAAAUUUCAGGUCCUUGAAAUGACGGUAUCAACAUGGAAUUACAUUGAAGUGUGGAGGCUUAAAUUGGGUUUUAUUUUCAUUUUGUUAUCAAUGCACGUAACGACACUGCCAUACUGAGAUUUCCUUCAACAGACAAUAUGUCAGUAUUAUUCAAACAAGGCAUUAUUGCUCAUGCGUUCACCUUCACAGAGGCAGGAUGUGAGUCGGUAGGGCUACUGGUUAAGGGAUUAAUAGCCUAUUAAUGCCUCAUGUCCGACAUUGAUUGGAAUUCUCCAACUGACCUGUGGACCUGUUGGAAACUGGUCCAAUUUCUUCGAGGCACCUUGCUGGUGGUAUUCCAGGGAAGCUUUGAGGCCUUGCCCUUCUGCCUUCUCACAGACCAUAGGCUGUGCCUCUGUACUAUGGUGAUCUUCCUGUUGAACCCUUUUUUGUUGUUCAGAUAAACUUCUAAAAUUUGCAGAUAGAACACUUCAAGAUGCAAGUGCAACCUGUCUGUCUUACUCACACACCUGGACUGCUAGCUGUUGCUGAGCUGGAAAGCCUCCUGUUUCUCCCCCAGUUUCAAAAUCCCAUGCCUUCUGUCCUUAACUGGAUGGCCAUCUGGCUAUGAAUUGACCAAUUCAGGGAAAAUGUGGUGUAAUGUUCGUGUCACAACCUCUGAGCCAGGAUGUGCAUAUUCAAGUCCCCACAGCGAUGGAUAACAUCUCUGAAGAGGUUGAUUUUUAAAAAUAAAUCACUCCUGGUUGACUGUCCCCAUAUUGUGCAGGUUGUGAUCCCUGUUCGAUUUCAGCUCAAAACCUCAUGAAUUUGAUGCAAUUGCUUCAUCAGCUUUCAUCAGCCACUACUAAGAUCUAAAGCAAUACAUGGACAAUUUUCCAUACUUUUCAUUCCUUUGUAUCUAUAACUAACUUAUUAAUGAUUGAAUGAAAAUAUUAGUUGGAGUGUUUUGUACAAUUAACUUUUGUAUAUAAUAACAAAAUAUGUUAAGUAAAGUCAUAUUUGGAACAUUUCUUCUGGCUCAUUACAGAAAACUAUUGAUUUCUGAAUGUAUA
Messenger RNA from Stegostoma tigrinum, 8305 nucleotides. RefSeq names its product von Willebrand factor D and EGF domain-containing protein-like. Gene Ontology annotation, biological process: anatomical structure development. Bases 117 to 5597 code for a protein of 1826 amino acids. Gene Ontology annotation, cellular component: cell surface; extracellular region. Gene Ontology annotation, molecular function: calcium ion binding; signaling receptor binding. NCBI's taxonomy places the organism in Eukaryota, Metazoa, Chordata, Chondrichthyes, Orectolobiformes, Stegostomatidae. The record is from RefSeq and is a predicted model, not a curated record. The transcript is spliced from 31 exons.